Molecule: messenger RNA, 231 nt
Organism: Rangifer tarandus platyrhynchus (Svalbard reindeer)
Lineage: Eukaryota; Metazoa; Chordata; Mammalia; Artiodactyla; Cervidae
Source: the annotation of a GenBank genome assembly
AUGUCUGCGGCAUCUUCCGCGUUCGUGCUGCCCCAAGAGGCUCGUUCACGCCCCUUCUCCUGCCACCUCAGCCUCCUCCGAGGGAAAGCAGGGCACAGGGGCACGGAGCCUGCAGAGGGAACGCUGGGCACCAUUGAGGGGGCGGGCUGGGGAAAGCUCCAUGUGGCCCCCGCCUUGGCCCCCGGGGCCCCAGAGCUGGGCUUGGAGAAGCGGCCCUGCCCUGGCCGAUGA